CUGAGCCUGCGGACCUGAAGCAGUGGGCUUUAUAAAGAGCUAAAUUUACCAAAUUUACGUUGUUUCCUGAGCUCUCACAAUUGGUCAGGCGGGCCCGGGCUAGAGGGUUAUAAGGUUUGGAGGACCUCCUACCCCUCUAAAAAGUUUGUUCAUGUACUCGGGGCGCAGCUUGUGGAGAGAGGCGACAGUGAGCUGAGGCGCACGGACGGACUCGGCGCGGCUGCCGCUCGACACGACGCGACUUUGACGAGAGACAGUUGUCAUUUAAAAGAAAAAAAAAAAACAAACAAAAAAAAAAAAAAAAACAAACCAAAACGAUGGCCUUAACUGGAGUGAUGCUACCGUCUUUUUCGACAUUCUCAAACCAAAGAGAAAAAACCUGGGAAAAUAGAUGGAAAGGGGAGAUGGACAAACUGGUUUCCACCAACUGCUCCAUGCUUGAGAUGGUACAGAACCUGGACAGUCACGGCAAAAAGGACGACGAGGAUCUCAGUAAUUACUUGGAUCUGGAUUUUAUACUCUCGAACACGACCGGGUCGGACAGCGCGGCGGACUUCGUCGGCACCACCGAUCCCAGCAUGUACUCGACUGGAAACUCGGUGCCAUCGUACCCGGCAGACGACCACCGCUCCCCGCCGCCCCCAUACGGCGCCAGUCUUAUGACAGAGCUCCUGCGCUCAGAAGGAACCUGCAACUAUGGCAUUACGCGCAACCCUGGCAUUCAGGGGAGGUUUUAUGUCAACACGGCGCCUUUCCCCCGCCCGGACAACAUCAAAGUGGAGCCACCCAUGGACAGUUACGGCCCGGUCAUGGGCAUGGUGCCACAGAGCUGCAGCAAGAUCAAGCAGGAGGGCAACGUCUCGUGCAUGAUGUCCUUCGAGCAGCCGCGGGUGGCCAUCUCCCCCCGGGCUGCCAGCAGCAUGACCCCCCCGCUCAGCCCCGACGACCAGGGCGCGUCGGACUGCCAGACGCAGCUGUGCCAGCAGCCCAUGAACUUCCAGCAGAAGUAUCACGCGCCGGCGGCUUUCCAGCACCACCCUCAGGCUCACCAGAUGCAGAUGCCUUACCACGCUCCGCACCCGGGCUUCGGCAUGUAUGACGAGAGCCUCAGCCUGCAGCCGGGCGCGCAGCGCGUGAUGCACCCGCCCUCGUCGCCGCUCGAGCUGCUGGAGUCCAAACCAAAGAGGGGUCGGCGCACGUGGCCGCGGAAGCGCACGGCCACGCACACCUGCACCUUCGCCGGGUGCGGGAAGACGUACACCAAGAGCUCUCACCUGAAGGCACAUCUCCGAACUCACACCGGCGAGAAGCCGUACCACUAGUGGGAAGGCUGUGGAUGGAAGUUCGCCCGUUCGGACGAACUGACGCGCCAUUUCCGAAAACACACCGGACACAGGCCCUUCCAGUGCCACCUGUGCGAGCGUGCCUUCUCCAGGUCUGACCACCUGGCGCUUCACAUGAAGAGGCACAUGUGAAGGAGCCCAAACAAGGACUUGGGGUUUCAUGGGUGGGGUUGU
Messenger RNA from Salarias fasciatus (jewelled blenny), 1517 nucleotides. Its product is annotated as Krueppel-like factor 2. Gene Ontology annotation, molecular function: RNA polymerase II cis-regulatory region sequence-specific DNA binding; DNA-binding transcription factor activity, RNA polymerase II-specific. NCBI's taxonomy places the organism in Eukaryota, Metazoa, Chordata, Actinopteri, Blenniiformes, Blenniidae. Gene Ontology annotation, biological process: regulation of transcription by RNA polymerase II. The record is from RefSeq and is a predicted model, not a curated record.